AUGGAAGGGACGAGGGGUGAGCCGAGGCGAACAAAGUCGCCACGACGCACCACCAGCGUAGGCUCUGAAGAUGAAACCGAAUUCGUGGAAGAGGAAAGCCUACUCGAAUACGCCCUGUUUUGGGCAGUGCACGAGACCAACAUCUCCAAGGUAAUGGCACUGCUCGAGCGGGAUGGGAUCAACAUCAACUGGCAGAACAAGGCUGUGGGAAACAAAACGGCAUUGCACGUUGCAGUGGAGAAGGACAACACAACGCUGGUCGCGCUCUUGCUCGGACGCGGC
Molecule: messenger RNA, 282 nt
Organism: Acanthamoeba castellanii str. Neff
Lineage: Eukaryota; Discosea; Longamoebia; Acanthamoebidae
Exons: 3
Molecular function (GO): protein binding
Source: RefSeq, a predicted model, not a curated record